AUGGGAAACAGGGCAAAAUUAUGCUUUACUCUUUUCUUGGUAGUUACAGUGUUUUCUCAUUUGAAGAGUUAUGGUGCUGCAGUCGAGGCUGGAGAUACUCUUUCGUUGGGUGCCUCGCUUGCUGGAAACCAGACAAUAUUUUCCAAGAAUGGCACAUUUGAGUUGGGAUUCUUCAGCCCAAAUGGAAGCAACUGGUAUAUUGGCAUCUGGUAUGCCAAAAUACCAGAGAAGACGAUUGUUUGGGUGGCAAACAGGGAGACUCCAGCCAGAAACAGGUCUGGUGUUUUGAAGCUGUCAAGAGAAGGUAAUCUGGUACUGUUCGAUACAGAGGGUGCUUCUAUUUGGUCUGUCAACAUGUCGAAGAAGGCCUCCCGGGCUGUGAUAUUGGAUUCUGGUAAUUUUUUAAUGCUGAGCGGUAACAAUAAAUCUGAAACUGUUUGGCAGAGUUUCGACAAUCCUUUAAAUGCAGUAUUGCCAGGAAUGAGGUUUGGUGGACAGCAAAAGCUAGUUUCUUGGAAAAACUCACUGGAUCCCGCUCCUGGGCUUUUCUCCUUGCAUGUGGAUCCAUCUGGGGCCAAACAAUUCGUGGUUACAUGGAACAAUUCUGUACAGUAUUGGGAGACUGGAACUUGGGAAGACAAAAUUUUCAGUGGACUUCCAGGCCUGAACAAGAGCUUUCAUAUGAUUGUUGAAAGUAGUAGCUCUGGUUUGUAUUUCAGUUAUACAUUGAAGCCUGAAUACACUGUGCUCUCACGUUACGUCCUAACAAAGUUCGGAGGAAUGCAAGUCAAUGCUUUUGUUGAUGGCAGUAAAUGGAACACGUACUGGUCUCAGCCCGGAGACGCAUGCGCCGUAUAUGGUCUCUGUGGUGCUUAUGGAACCUGCAACUCCAACUCAGACAAUGGCGCGUGGGAUUCACAAGACUGGGGGUCCAGUGGCUGUGUUCGAUAG
Cryptomeria japonica (Japanese cedar) is the source of this 951-nucleotide messenger RNA. RefSeq names its product G-type lectin S-receptor-like serine/threonine-protein kinase At2g19130. The record is from RefSeq and is a predicted model, not a curated record. Gene Ontology annotation, biological process: recognition of pollen. The transcript has a single exon. The coding region runs from base 1 to 951 and encodes 316 amino acids. NCBI's taxonomy places the organism in Eukaryota, Viridiplantae, Streptophyta, Pinopsida, Cupressales, Cupressaceae.